Messenger RNA from Fukomys damarensis (Damara mole-rat), 1069 nucleotides. RefSeq names its product forty-two-three domain containing 1 (gene Fyttd1). Gene Ontology annotation, molecular function: mRNA binding. The record is from RefSeq and is a predicted model, not a curated record. NCBI's taxonomy places the organism in Eukaryota, Metazoa, Chordata, Mammalia, Rodentia, Bathyergidae. The annotation marks the transcript as partial. Gene Ontology annotation, biological process: mRNA export from nucleus. The transcript has 9 exons.
UGGCCGCGGGGCCCGGGGAGCUCGCUAGCGGGUGGGCGUUACCGGGCGCGGCGCGGCGUCCCCUGCUCUGAGGAAGAGGGUGCGAAGGCAGGGCGCCGAGGGCCGAGUGUGUCUGGAGAUGAUAUUAUCAAAUUAAAUAGAAAGGAAGGAAAGAAGCAGAAUUUUCCAAGACUAAAUAGAAGACUCCAGCAAAGUAGUGCUCGGCAGUUCAGGAUGAGAAUACGGUGGGGAAUCCAGCAGAAUUCUGGUUUUGGUAAAACUAGUCUGAGCAGAAGAGGAAAAGUAAUGCCUGGGAAGAGACGUCCUUAUGGAGUUAUCACUGGCCUUGCAGCUAGAAAAGCAACUGGAAUUCGAAAAGGAGUUAGUCCUAUGAAUCGUCCACCUCUAAGUGACAAGAAUAUAGAACGGUAUUUUCCAGUGUUAAAAAGGAAAACAAACCUGAGACAAAAUGAAGUGCAAAGGAAACCAGCUGCAGUUCUCAAGAGACCUAACCAGUUAAACAGAAAAAAUAACAUUCCAGCUAAUUUUACGAGGAGUGGAAAUAAAUUAAGCCAUCAGAAAGAUACUCGUCAGGCAACUUUUCUUUUCCGAAGAGGCCUGAAGGUUCAGGCCCAGUUGAACACAGAACAACUGCUAGACGAUGUAGUAGCAAAGAGAACUCGUCAGUGGCGUACUUCCACCACAAAUGGAGGAAUUUUGACAGUGUCCAUUGACAAUCCUGGAGCAGUACAGUGCCCAAUAACUCAGAAACCUCGAUUAACUCGUACUGCGGUACCCUCAUUCUUGACCAAACGGGAACAGUCUGAUGUAAAGAAAGUUCCUAAAGGUGUCCCCCUACAAUUUGACAUAAAUAGUGUUGGGAAACAGACAGGGAUGACUUUGAAUGAAAGGUUUGGAAUCCUGAAGGAACAAAGAGCCACUCUCACAUACAACAAAGGAGGAAGCCGCUUUGUCACUGUGGGAUAGAUCCUAUAUCAAAGGACCUUUUGAGUGAUGACUCUUGAAAAGUUGAAUUGCUUGAAGAGUUCAUCAUAGAAAUUCAAGAUACUUUACUUCAAAAUAUUCACAA